CCCACGAGGUACCCAGCAUUCUAUAUCCAAUUGAAGAUGGCAGAUAAAACCGCAUCACCAGUUGCUGCAUCAACGGCAUCUCCAGCUCCUAAGACUGAAGCUGUGAAGAAAGCUGCGAAGGCUAGGAAUCCCAAGCCUAAACCAACUCAUCCCAGCACAGCUGACAUGGUCAACACAGCUGUCAAAACCCUUGCUGAACGUAAUGGAUCAUCUCUUCAAGCCAUCAAGAAGUACAUCGCUGCCAACUACAAGAUUGACACCGAGAAACACGCACUCUUCAUCAAGAAAUACCUGAAGUCAGCAGUUGCUGCUGGAACUUUGGUGCAGACUAAAGGAAAAGGUGCAUCUGGAUCGUUCAAACUCGCUGUGAAAAAGACUGACGCUUCGAAGCCAAAAGCCAAACCCAAGGCUGCCAAGAAGGAGGGAUCACCGACAAAGGCAGCUGUCAAGAAACCUGUCAAGAAGACCGAAGCAGCGAAACCCAAAGCCAAGAAAGCAGCUUCUCCGAAGAAAACUGCAGCGAAAAAACCUGUUGAGAAGAAAGCCGCCAAGCCAAAAGUCACUAAAGCCGCUGCUAAACCGAAAAGUCCGAAGGCAAAGAAAGCUACUAAAGUGCCAACUGCUAAACCCAAGGCGCCCAAACCGAAAAAGGCUGUGGCUCCGAAGGCUAAGCCAGCGGCUAAGAAGACAGCCCAGAAGAAGUGAACUGGAUAUACUACUUCGAUUAAACUAUGAUUAUAACCAAACGGCCCUUUUCAGGGCCAAUAAUUAUUUAUGAACGUACUAAUUCAUUUGCUAUUCCAACUUGUAUGCGAAAAUUAUUUUCGUUGCAUAUACUGAGACCUUCAGAUUUUAUUUGCCGAAAAUUUUUUUAACGAUUUCAACUAAGUGUUGAAUUUCAAUUUCAAUAAUUGCAUAACUAAUGAAAUUAAUUGAAUUGAAAUAUACAUAAAAAAACAGGACUUGGCCACUUCGAUGAAUAAUUCUAUAUUUCAAUACUGCUGCAAGUUAGUAGUUAUUGUAAAUAUAUCAAUUUAAAAUAUUUACUUUGACCAUUCUCAAAAGAAAAAAUACCGAAGGGAUCAACUGCGACCAAUUAAGUAAAUAAUUGAAAUGAUUUCUACUUCGUAUAAUUUUUUCCGGGAUAUUAAAUAAAUAAUAGGCAUUCCGGCAGUUUCGCUUUCACAUUAAAAUACCUCUGUUAUUCCAAACGAUACGUAAAAAUAAAUAGUUAAAGUAAAUUCUAUUUAAUUGCAAGAAGCACAAAUAUUAAUUGA
Molecule: messenger RNA, 1277 nt
Organism: Fopius arisanus
Lineage: Eukaryota; Metazoa; Arthropoda; Insecta; Hymenoptera; Braconidae
Product: histone H1
Exons: 1
Coding region: 37-705 (222 amino acids)
Biological process (GO): negative regulation of DNA recombination; chromosome condensation; nucleosome assembly
Cellular component (GO): nucleus; nucleosome
Molecular function (GO): structural constituent of chromatin; double-stranded DNA binding; nucleosomal DNA binding
Source: RefSeq, a predicted model, not a curated record